Molecule: messenger RNA, 564 nt
Organism: Scutellospora calospora
Lineage: Eukaryota; Fungi; Glomeromycota; Glomeromycetes; Diversisporales; Gigasporaceae
Source: the annotation of a GenBank genome assembly
AUGUGCUGGAAUCAGUAUAUGUCUAUACUACUUUGGAAUUUGAAGGAUGAAUUAAAGAAUGAGGAGGAACCAAUUAUUUACAGCUUUAAACAGCUGCGAAGAAAGAUAGUAGCUAAAGAUUUCAGGCUAAGUGGUUUCUUUGAUUCAAUUUAUAAUGCAUCACUUCUCAAAAAUAGAAGUGAUAAGUAUUUAAUUAAAUUAGACAAAAAAUUAGCUGUAGAAUAUUAUAUUAUUUGUAGAAAUCAGAAUUCUAAUUUAACAGCUUUUAAAAAAGAUAUUUCUCUUUUUGUAGAUUUAAUGAGAGUUUCUGCAGAAGCUAUAAAUGCCUUAUUAUAUGCUGAUUUAAUGAUUUCACGAAGGCAUCUAAAUAGAGAAAAGACAGCCAUUGCUGAUAAUCAUCUGUAUAGAGAAGAGUAUAAAAUGAAGGACAUAAUACUUUUGGAUUUUUUUGAAUUAAGUCUUAAAGAAAUUAAUUCAUAUAUUUUUGCUUUGCAAAAAGUUCAUGAAACUUCUUUAUUAACUAAUUAUUUAACUAAUAAUGUUAUUUUAAUUGUAGCUGAUUAG